AUGCUCCAGUCCUCACUUCUCUCCGUCGUGGCCGGAGUUCUCGCUGCUACGUCCACCGUCUACGCUCUCCCACAAUCAAAUUCAGGGUCAGGGUCAGGGUCAAGCUCUUCAACGGCAUGCAACAACUCUCCGGACCUCUGCAGCCGCAGUUAUAACAACAUCACACACAUGGGGGCUCACGGAAGCUCUUUUCUACGCGAUGGCAACAACGGACUCGCCGCCGCAGGUAACCAGAACUUCAACGCCACGGAUGCUCUCGAUGCUGGUCUUCGUCUGCUUCAGGCCCAGGUACACAAGGAAAACAACACCCUCCGCCUUUGUCACACUUCCUGUGGCAUUCUCGACGCUGGCCCACUGGAGGACUGGUUGACCAAAAUCAACGUGUGGAUGAAGGCGAACAAGAAUGAGGUUGUCACUCUCUUGCUUGUCAACUCCGACGAUGCCAAACCUGAUGAGUUUGGCCAGGCCAUUAACGGUUCCGGCAUUGCUGAGCUGGCUUACACACCCGCUAUCCAGGAACCGACCAGCGAGUGGCCUACUCUCAAGUCCAUGAUCGAUAACAGCACACGCCUCGUAACUUUCGUCACCAACAUUGAUGCUUCGACCCAGUAUCCCUACCUGAUGCCAGAGUUCGACUAUGUCUUUGAGACAGCGUUUGAGGUUCCCUCUCUCACCGGCUUUAACUGCACUGUCGACCGCCCCUCUAAGAUUAAGGAUGGUGCUACAGCCAUGGCUAGUAACUACAUGGGUCUCGUCAAUCACUUCAAGUAUCAGAGUCUUUCAGACAACAGUGACUUUUUUCUCCCUGACACUGAGAACAUCGAUACUGUCAACAGUGAUGGUACCAGCGAGGACGGCCAAUUGGGCAAGCAUCUUCGGGAAUGCCGACAGGAGUGGGGUGCUGUGCCCAACUUUGUGCUGGUAGACUUCUUCGAGAAGGGUCAGGUUCUCGCAGCGACAGACACUAUGAACGGUAUCUCUAACGCCACUGGGCGUGAGGAGGUCUCGGAUGAGUCGAUCGGCAGCACCACUGACAGACAAGUCGGGAUGGUAGCCCUGACUGCCUUCGUCGCUGCCGCAGUGCUGUUGGUAUAA
This is a messenger RNA of Fusarium subglutinans, 1095 nucleotides long. Its product is annotated as plc-like phosphodiesterase. Gene Ontology annotation, molecular function: phosphoric diester hydrolase activity. The transcript has a single exon. The record is from RefSeq and is a predicted model, not a curated record. Gene Ontology annotation, biological process: lipid metabolic process. NCBI's taxonomy places the organism in Eukaryota, Fungi, Ascomycota, Sordariomycetes, Hypocreales, Nectriaceae. Bases 1 to 1095 code for a protein of 364 amino acids.